AUGGCUAGCUUACUUCGCCUACUCCGGAUGCAGUACACUCUCCCAGUCGACCCAACAGUCUCCUUUGCCGGCAAGACCGUCGUCUUAACUGGAGCCACAUCUGGUCUGGGGUUCGAAGCCGCUAUCAAGCUUCUGAAUUUAGGCGUGGAGUCGCUUAUUAUCGGCAGUCGCAGCCUAGAACGAGGAGAUGCAACCAAAACUGAGCUGGAAAAAUGCACCACCAGACAAGGAGUGAUCCAAGUCUGGGAGCUGGACAUGAACAGUUUCCAAAGCGUCAAAACCUUUGCGGAUCGCAUUCAAAAGGAAAUCAAGCAGCUGGACAUCGCACUCCUCAACGCCGGUCUCUGCAAUAAAGUGUAUACCACAUCACCGGAGGGAUGGGAAGAAACAUUGCAGGUUAACGCGUUGUCCACUUCUCUAUUGGCGCUUCUGCUCCUUCCGAAGCUGAGAGACAGCUCAUCUGACUCAAACCCGGCGCAUCUUGCUGUCGUUUCCAGCCAACAGUUUGUUCAAGUCAAGGCCACGAGCCUCCGGACAGAAGGGUCGCUAUUGGAGCAUUUGAAUGAUCCACGACACUUUAGCGGGACAAAGCAAUACGGCAUCUCCAAGCUGCUGUUGGAGUAUGUUCUGAAGACCAUGGCUGAUCGGGAACGAAAUGAGAAUGGAACUCUCCCUGUUAUUGUUAAUACGAUAAGCCCGGGACUUUGUGUGUCAUCGCUUGGACGGCAGUAUGACCGAUUCUAUGAGCGAUGGGUUGUUUGGCUGUUCUAUAAGCUUUUUGCUCGCACGGCAGAGCAAGGAAGUCGGUCGAUAGUUAGUGCCACAUACCAGGGAGCAGAAUCGCACGGGAAAUGCUGGAGGAGCGACGGGUAUUUGGAGUAUGUUUCUGCUUAUUUUCCUUUCAUUUCCCUUCUAUAUCUUUGGACUUAUGUCAGGGUUUUCAUUACAUGCUAA
Molecule: messenger RNA, 954 nt
Organism: Aspergillus oryzae RIB40
Lineage: Eukaryota; Fungi; Ascomycota; Eurotiomycetes; Eurotiales; Aspergillaceae
Product: putative short-chain dehydrogenase/reductase family protein
Exons: 1
Coding region: 1-954 (317 amino acids)
Source: RefSeq, a predicted model, not a curated record